Molecule: messenger RNA, 1503 nt
Organism: Cygnus olor (mute swan)
Lineage: Eukaryota; Metazoa; Chordata; Aves; Anseriformes; Anatidae
Product: mucin-5AC-like
Exons: 6
Source: RefSeq, a predicted model, not a curated record
ACUGCCUCAGGGACCACCAACACCACCUCAGAGACCACCAGUACCACCUCAGAGACCACCUCAGAGACCACCAGUACAGCUCCAGUGCCCACCAGCACUGCCUCAGAGACCAGCACCACCUCAGAGACCACCAACACCACCUCAGAGACCACCAGUACAGCUCCAGUGCCCACCAGCACCGCCUCAGAGACCACCAGUACAGCUCCAGUGCCCACCAGUACAGCUCCAGUGCCCACCAGCACUGCCUCAGAGACCACCAACACCACCUCAGAGACCACCAGUACAAAUCCAGUGCCCACCAGCACUGCCUCAGAGACCACCAACACCACCUCAGAGACCACCAGUACAGCUCCAGUGCCCACCAGUACAGCUCCAGUGCCCACCAGCACCACCUCAGAGACCACCAACACCACCUCGGAGACCACCAGUACAGCUCCAGUGCCCACCAGCACUGCCUCAGAGACCACCAGUACCACCUCAGAGACCACCAGUGCAGCUCCAGUGCCCACCAGCACCGCCUCAGAGACCACCAACACCACCUCAGAGACCACCAGUACAGCUCCAGUGCCCACCAGUACAGCUCCAGUGCCCACCAGCACUGCCUCAGAGACCACCAACACCACCUCAGAGACCACCAGUACCACCUCAGAGACCACCAGUACAGCUCCAGUGCCCACCAGCACUGCCUCAGAGACCACCAACAGCACUUCAGAGACCACCAGUACAGCUCCAGUGCCAACCAGCACCGCCUCAGAGACCACCAGCACCACCUCAGAGACCACCAACACCACCUCAGAGACCACCAGUGCAGCUCCAGUGCCCACCAGCACUGCCUCAGAGACCACCAGUACCACCUCAGAGACCACCAGUGCAGCUCCAGUGCCCACCAGCACUGCCUCAGAGACCACCAACACCACCUCAGAGACCACCAGUACAGCUCCAGUGCCCACCAACACUGCCUCAGAGACCACCUCAGAGACCACCAGUACAGCUCCAGUGCCCACCAGCACUGCCUCAGAAACCACCAACACCACCUUGGAGACCACCAGUGCAGCUCCAGUACCCACCAGCACCACCUCAGAGACCACCAGUACCACCUCAGAGAUCACCAGUACAGCUCCAGUGGCCACUAGUUCAGCUCAAGUGACUACCAGCACCGCUCCAGUGACCACCAGCACAUAUCCAGUGCCCACCAGUACUACUCCAGUGACCACUAGUACAACUCCAGUGACCACUAGUACAGCUCCAGUGACCACCAGCACUGCCCCAGUGACCAUCAGGACAGCUCCAGUGACCACCAGCACUGCCCCAGUAACCACCAGCACCGCCCCAGUGACCACCAGUACAGCUCCAGUGACUACCAGCACGUCCCCCGUGACCAUGAGUACAGCCCCAGUAACCACCACUACAUCCCCAGUGACCACUAGCACAUCUCCAGUGACCACCAGUACAGCUCCAAUGACCACCAGCACCACCCCCGUGACCACCAGCCUCCAUGGCUGA